Molecule: messenger RNA, 4729 nt
Organism: Notothenia coriiceps (black rockcod)
Lineage: Eukaryota; Metazoa; Chordata; Actinopteri; Perciformes; Nototheniidae
Product: calmodulin-regulated spectrin-associated protein 3-like
Exons: 11
Coding region: 10-3621 (1203 amino acids)
Biological process (GO): neuron projection development; cytoplasmic microtubule organization; negative regulation of microtubule depolymerization
Cellular component (GO): microtubule minus-end
Molecular function (GO): calmodulin binding; microtubule minus-end binding; spectrin binding
Source: RefSeq, a predicted model, not a curated record
CUGAACAUCAUGAGCUUCAUAGCUGAGCUGCUCGACUGGUUCGAGGUGAAGAAGCCUGAGUUUGUGCAGCCGGUGACACCCAUCGACCUCACAGAUGUCUCGGGGUUACUGGACUGCACCAGUCCUAUGGGCGGGAACAGAAACAGUGGUUCUCCUGCCUUCAUCUUCAAACAACCCUUUGUACCCAUCAGCUCCCCAGUGUCACCAGAAAAUAAAAGUUGGACAAAGAAACAAAUCAGUCGUCCUCUGUCCGCCGUGACGUUCAGCAUCCCAUUCGGGCUGGACAGUGAUGUAGACAUUGUGAUGGGAAACCCCAUAGAUGCUGUCUUUCGCUCUGUCAGCAACGACAGCCUCUCCACCGGCAUCCCAGCGAUGACCACCUCUGUGCCGGGGAAGCCUUGUGUCCCGUACGGUCCUCCAGAGGAACUGAGCCACCUGGUCAGCGCUUCAGCCCCAUCGCAGCGCUCGUCCUGGGGCCCUUACGCCCACACAACGCCCCUGGGAGAACUGCCCACCAUCGAGGAGGCCCUGCAGGUGGUGCAGACCCCCAAGAAGGGAAGGACACCAGAGAAAAGUGGAAAAGGAGUGUUGGGAUCGAGACCUGAGCCAAGGUUACGUCCUGAAGGAGCCCCGGCUGGUUUCUUCCUGCACUCCCCCGAGGAGGAUCAGCUCAGCAGCUCCGCUCCCUGUCGCUCCGGAGUCCUCCAUCGGCCGGUUGGUGGGGAAGCGGGAGGCAAUGAAAGGCAAGGAAGAGGAGAGAGGAAGGAGAGGUCAGGACGGAGCUCCGAUAUGUCCCGUGAUGACGACUCUGUUCUGCGAGAUGGCAGCGUUGACUCCUCUGAAGCGUCGGAUGACACGCCCAGAAACGCCCCGGGGAACAUGCGACCAGGCGGCGGACGGCAGGGAAACAGCAGCAACAGUCCACACAUGACAAGCUUUGCAGAGCGCCGGGAUCACAGAAGAAGACAGCCUGCUGCUGCUGGAGAGGAGUCAGCCUCUGCUCCAACAACACCAGGGACUCCAAACACACCCUCCACCCCAGCAGGGGCACCGGGACACCAGGACAGCCCCGGCUCCAGAGGCCCUGAACCGGGCUCUGAGGCCUGGGAGUUAGGCGCUCGUCUGGAGGAAAAACGCAAAAGCAUCGAAGCUCAAAAAAGACGCAUCGAAGCCAUCUUUGCCAAGCACAGACAGAGGCUCGGGAAAACUGCCUUUUUGCAACUGAAAAGAGAGCAAGGAGAGGGGGGAGGGGCGGGAGCCGAGGAGGCUAGUCUCACCCUGGAGGAAAGCCUCACUUGUAUGGAGGCGCAACUGAAACAGGAUGAGGAGAGGGAAGAGAAGGAGAAAGAGAAGCCGUCUGCAUCCAACCCUCCUCGGUUAGAGAAGCAGGUCACAUUCUCCAUUGAGAGUAAGAAGGUUCCAGAGAAGGUCGGAGAAGCUGCUUUCGUGGAGUGCAACGAGGUGGUGCAGAAACUGAGUGAAGCUCUGCAGUCUCUACAGAAGGACAUGCAGAAACUCACAGAACAGCAGCAGCAACUCAUGAGCAACCAAAGACCCACAAACACAUCCAGAACCGCGUCCAAGUCUACACCUAGAAGUACCGCCAAAACACCCCCUCACACCCCGACAAAGACACCUCCGAGAACCCCAACCAAGUCUUCUUCGAGGAGCAUCAGCAAGGCCUGGGUGAUCCCUGAUCCCGGUGCUGCCGACUCCCCGUCCCGGCGCUCUCACCUUCUUCCCCUCUCCGCCUCCCCAAAGACUAUCAUGUCGUCCUCCUGCCCGACUCCCCGCACAAAGAUCCAGUCUUCAUCGUCUCACCGCAGCCCGAAGCACCACCCUCGUGCCCAAAAUCCGCCUCACCCAAGACCCUCCGAACUAAAGUUUCCCACAUACAACCGGGCCUUGGCACCGACACAUAACGUGGACACCCUCCCCCAUUUGAGGCGGGUAUCCCCCAGCAAGUAUCAGGAUCAGUCGUCCUCUUCCUUCCGAAUCGGCGGGCCUCGGACGCCUGAAGACUCUCUGCAGGGGGUCCAGCAGCCGCAACACGACGGAAACACCUCGGACACGGCCUCCAGUGAGACCCCGACUCAGUUCAGCAUUGAGCUGGAAGACAUGGAGGAUGUGGGAGGGCUGCCGGUCUUACCUCGACACGACCGACAGACAGGUAGAAGCAGCUCCGGAGCGCCCUCCGAGUGCUCGUUUGAGAGCGAGUCCUUGUCUCUAUCUGCUGCUUUAGGCGGCGCAGGGAAAAGAUGCAGCGUGAUUGAGGCGUCGCGGUCCUCUCUCGGAGGGCCGGAGGGGGGCAGCGACGUGCCGACCGAUGAAGGGCAGGAGUUUUCUUCUGAUUCUAUGAGCGACCACACGGAGUCUGGGGUGGAACCUGCUGGAGGACUCGCUGCUGAACCUCUGGACCCCGUAGAACAGCAGCUGGACCUGGCAGCAGCAGCAGGAGGAGGAGGAGGAGGAGGUGGUCGUUUGCCCGAACAGGAAGCUGAAACUGAAGCAGAACCGACGGAAACUUUGGAAGAAAGUAUUGAGCAGAAUGAGCCCGGGCCGAGAGGAGGGAUCGGAUUCUUCUUUCAGGGAGAUGUGCACAGUGAGGAGGAGAUGGCCCAGCGCAGAGCUCUGCUUCUGGAGAAACAGCAGAGGAGAGCGGAGGAGCUGAGGAAGAGGAGGCAGGAGAACGAGCAGGAGAGGGAGAACAGACCCUCCUCCACCCCCCCGGCAGGCCACACCUCCCCCUCCCCCACUCCUCCAGAUACACCUUUCAGGCGGGGGAACUUCACGAGACUGGAGUACGAUCGGCGGCAUCAGCUCAAGAUCAUGGACAACUUUGACAAAAUGCUCCAGGAGAAGCUGAGCAGUCAUGGCCGAUCCUCCGGGAAGAAGACCAGGUCCCGUCCCCGCAGUAUGACCCGCGAGGAGACCAAGCUGUCUCUGAGUCCGGCCAAGGGAACCACGGGUGCUAAGUUGACCAAAGUCCACUCCAACCCCUCCCUCAACCUGACGGACGAGCCCGGGAACAGAACCCCCCCCAAGAAAGCCCCAAGUCGUCCUGACUCGCCCUUAGUUUGUGUGACUCCGAGUAAACUGGUGAAUCAGAACGGAGACAAAGACGGUGAGACCUCAGCGGCCCCGGAGUACACAGGUCCCAAACUGUUCAAAGAGCCGAGCUUCAAGUCCAACAAGUUCAUCAUCCACAACGCCCUGUCGCGCUGCUGCCUCGCAGGGAAGGUCAACGAGACGCAGAAGAACAAGAUCGUGGAGGAGAUGGAGAAGAGUCCCGCCCACCACUUCCUGAUCCUCUUCAGGGACUCCAGCUGUCAGUUUCGGGGCGUUUACACCCUGAACCCGGACUCUCAGGAUCUGGUUCGUCUGACUGGAGUCGGCCCGCGCUCCGUCAGCUCAGCACAGGUGGAGCACAUCUACAAAUACAGCUCGGACAGGAAGCAGUUCAGCGCCAUCCCCUCCAAGACCAUGGGCAUGAGCGUGGACGCCUUCACCAUCCCUGGCAGCCUGUGGCAGGGAGGAGCAGGAGGAGGAGCAGGAGGAGCAGGAGGAGGAGCAGGAAGUCGCAGGCCCAUUGUCAACAAGAAGGCCGUCACCUCCAAGUGAGACGCUCGGAGAAAAGUGUUUCCAAUUUAUAGGAAGACGAGACGUUAUGCGACAGGACUGCACCAUCUGGGGAUAACGACUAGACGUGAUUAUUUAAAUAAUUGUGCAACUACGAUAUGAUUCUGGAUCUAAUAUGGAUUGAUCAUCUUUAAAACAUUUUCAGGUCUGAGCAAAAAGUCAGACAGUUAAGAAAAUCUAAAUUCUAAUUCAGAGAAAAAAGAAUCUAAAACGUGCUUUGUCAAAAUACUAAAAAGAUCAUCCCAAUUUUGGAACAAAAAUCGGUGAAAAAUAAAAAACAAUUGAGAAAGAAGUCAAAAUUCUGACUUUUUUCUCAAUACUCAAAAAUGAUGAACAGCAGCAGGAGGCGCAGGAAGUGGAAGGGCCAACAAGGAGGCCGUCACCUCCAGGUCAGACACGUGCACCAAGCUUCUAGAUAUGUGGUUUAUAUGCAGGUGAGACGUCAUGUGACACGGCUGCACCAUCUGGGGGGACGACUAGUUGUGAUUAUUUUAAAUAUUUGUGCAACGGCGAUAUGAUUCUAGAUCUAAUGAUGAUUUUUGAAAUGUUAUUCACAGUAUUAUUAAGAAAUGUAUUGACAGGAGAGGAUCAGGGCCACAGGUGAAAAGAUGUUGAGGUCUGACUAAUAGCUAAUUAAAUGUUUAGGUCGGAGAAAAAAGUCAGAAUUCUGAAGAAAUAAAUCGGAAUUUUGAGAGAAAAAAAUUCAAGUUCUUGAAACAAAAUUCGGAGAAAAAAGUCAACAUUUGGAGAAAAAUGUGUCAUGUCACGAUUCACGAAAAAAGAAAUCUGAAUUUUGGGACAAAAGUCAACAUUUGUGAUGUCAGGAAAACGUGUGGCCCUGAUGCUCUUCUGUACUGACUGACCAUGGGGUGAGUUUUUUGUAAAGGAUUUUUGGAUGAAGUCUGUCGAAUAAUCUGCUCCAGGAAACUUCUGAUGUGUUCAUUGAGCCAAACAUCGCCCUCACAGGAUCAGCUGGAGAACUCCAGAAACACAAAACACUAUAAACAUCAUUUCUACGCCCCGUGUUAAUGUGUAUGAAAUGUCGACAGCACACUUUCUGUUGUUAAAUUAAAGCAACACUCACAACAGA